AUUGUUUCUCUUUGCUUUUUGUGACCGAGAACAUUAUGCUAAAGUCCCACGCAAUUGUGACCUGUUCAACUGCCGCAAGGCAUCGCUAACGCUCUCUGGCAGCAUCGCAUCUCCAGUUCCGUAACACCUCUGUCCAGUUAAAAUCAAUAUCGUCGCGUGUCUUUUCUUUACAUCAUUGGCCUCAACUACAGUGUAAAAAAUCGGUUUAACGUCUAUAACCAAACUGAUUUAUCAAAAGAAGAUAAAAACCAAAGGGAUAUGCCGAGAAGAAAGCCGGAAUUAUGAAGCUCUUUUGCCAUGUCUAAGGCAGCCGUGAGGAAGCUGCACUGGCGCUCCAAGGUCCAGGAGAGCUUCAUCCCCCUGGUUGGUUCCUCUGGGGAACUGGGGGUGGCCGUGGGCGGCGGAGCUGACUAUGGAGAGUUCCCAUUCGUCACCGCAGCCCCCGGGGGCGGGUUCACAGUGGGCGACAUCAUCCUAGAGAUUGGGGGUACCCCUGUGUUAGGGAUGACACUAGGAGAUGUCCGCGGGGUCCUUAACUCCUGCCUCCAUCCCAUCCGCAUCAAGACGGUCUCACCAGGCUCUGCCUUGUGUAAGGACCUCAGGCUGUAUCUGAGUAAGUGCUUCACUCCAGGCUCCAUGGACAGCCAGCUUCAGCAGGUCAUCCGGGAGAACCUCUACCUCCGAGCAGUGCCAUGCACGACCAGACUGCCCCAUGAUGGGGAGAUCUCAGGGGUGGACUACAACUUUGUCUCCAUAGAAGAGUUCUUCUCUUUGGAGGAGUCAGGAGCUCUUCUGGAGAGCGGCAAGUUCAAAGGGAACUACUACGGCACCCCCCGGCCAGUACACAUUGGUCCAGAGAGUCCUCCCAUCACCUACCAGGAACACCGCAACCUACUCCGGAACUUCCGAACACGCAGCAAGUCGCUUAGCAACCUGGAGAAAGCAGCCGAGGAGGGGGAGAACAGCGAGGAAGAUUCUGGCCUGUCAGGCAGGUUUACCAAAGACAGACUGUCCCGUGGAUUAGUGGGUAUCAGCAAUGCACAUCCCGUCUCCUUGUCCAGAGGGUCCAGUGGAGGGGAUGGCAGUGCCAUGGAGAACGGCCAUGGCAGCACCAGUGCCAGGGUGCGAGCAGUGAUGCCUAAAAACUGGGAGGUGGCCUACAGUGACUCAGGAGAGCCUUUCUACAUCGACCAUAACUCCAAGAUGACCAGCUGGCAGGAUCCUCGUGCACAGAGCAGCAGAGAGACAACGCUUGACAAAAAUACAUUACCAGGGUUCACAGAAGAGCCAGGGGAGCUGAGGGGUUACUCUAUCCACACACGCUUCUCUAAAGGUCCCAGGGGGUUUGGUUUCAACAUUGUGGGGGGCAGCAGAGCCAGGGAGUUCCUCCAGGUCUACAGUGUCACGCCAGGGGGACCUGGAGCGCUCAACACAGCAGAUAUCCUGGUUUACAUCAACGGCAUCUGUGUCCUGGGAACGUCCCACAAAGAAGUGGUAGAGAUGCUGAAGGCAGUUCCUGUGGGCCAUAGUGUGGACAUGGUCCUCCGGAGGGGAUACCCCAUGCUCUACAACCCCGACGGCUGCCCCAAGCAGCCCCAUCCUGGGUUCACCGACAUCUGUGACCCCUUCCUCGCACCCACCACCACCCAGCCCCAGCCCUUACACCAGCGACUCCCCCUCCUCCGCCCAUCCACAGCCCCAACCCAGACCCAGUAUCAUAAUCUAAACGGCGUCCUUUCUCACCACGAUGACGUGGGUUAUAUGGGUCCAGGAGUGAGGCCAGGACUUGAUGCCAAUGGGAAUGCCACCUCCACAGCGACCCGACCACCAUCCUCUUACAGACACUCCAGCGGUCAUCUUUCCCACUCCGCUGACCCACCAUCGUACAGACUGUCUAGUGGGCACCUUGCUCACUCCGCUGACCCACCCUCGUACAGACGAUCCAGUCGCUACCUAUCUGACUCCACCUCCCCUACACCACCCUCAUACAGACAAUCCAGUGGUAGCAUCACUCCCACCACCCCCCCGGUCCGCCCGCCCCGCUCCCUGAGGGGCCUUGCCCGCCUGCAGGCCUCUGACAACUGCCAGAGUGACAGCGAAGUGGUCUCAGCCAUCGGCUCACACAGGGCUUUCAUGAUCCGUAACCACAACAAUAACUCCCUCUCUACCCCCCCUCAGCCCCUGCGCUACAGAACCUCUAAGAGUGACCUGUCUGAGAGCGCCCUGUCCACCUCCUCCACCCUCCCUGUGUCCAGACUGCCCCUGCCCCAGUCAGAGACACCCCGUCUCUCAUCCUCCCCUGGCGGAGGGGCGUACUCCCGCCUCAUCAGGCCCCAGGCCUCCCUGCUGAGACCCCCUCCCACCCCUGACAGCCCCAACCUCAGCUUCAAUGGCUUCCAUGGCAAUACCAGCGGCAGCGGCAGCCCCAUAAGCAUCUCGUCUCCCGGGGUGAUGAGCCUGGUCAGUGGCCUUGGGGUGGGAGGUGGAGGGGAGCUGGUGCCAGUGGCCCUGGCUCAGUGUGAGGGUGGAGGGGGAAUGGGUUUCAGUGUGACGGCUGGGGGACAGGGGGGCAGGCUGGCCCUUGUCAAGAGGGUCUGGGACAGGAGGCAGUGCUCCUCCCUACAGCCAGGGGACGCCAUCAUGAAGAUCAACGGAGCAGACGUCCAGAGUCUCAGCUUUGCACAGGUACAACAGGUUCUCCAGGAACACACCAAACAAGGAGAAGUAGUCUUAUUGGUUCACAGAAGAGGUUCACACCGUUCUUCCAUCUCCCCCAACUCUAUGCAAAGAGUCCCCUCACCACUCCUCUGCCCCCAUCCUCCACCCGUGGCGUCAGACAACAAUCCUUCACCCCCUGCGGACGUCCUGAUCCUACCCCGUCCCUCCUCCACCCCUCCUCCCCCGACCAUGGUGCGCUCCUCUCUGGUCCAAAGCACCAGUUUCCUGGAGUCAGUCCCAGUCACCCUCACCAUGGAACCCAAAGACUGGCUGAACGAGGGCAUGGAGGAUGAGGGGGACAGGGAGGUGGGGAUCCCAGGACCAGGGCAGAAGGGAGGGGGACGGAACCGUGUGCCCCGGGGGUUUGAUGUGGAGCUGAGGAGGAAGCCAGGAGAGGGGUUCGGAUUUGUCAUCGCUUCAGAGGAUGUAGAGAACAGGAAAGCCGCCUCCCUCCUCCCUCACCGGUUCGUGACGGUGCGUCGGGGCAGUCCUUCGGCGAGGAGCGGUCAGAUCCGGCCCGGUGACCGGUUGGAGGCGGUCGAUGGGCGUUCUGUGGUGACCCUACCCCACCGGGAGCUCGCCCAUAUCCUGCGCCGAGCUGGAAACACCCUACGCCUCACCAUCAUCCCCCGUCCUAGCACCUACUCAUCCAGCCUAUCGGAGACCGCAGACUAUGACCCCAAUUACAGAAGCAGAAAAGGGCACAGGUCACGAACCAAGCAUGACUCUAGGUAUUACAGUGUGGAUCUGGACCGCGGCCCAACAGGUUUUGGGUUCAGUCUGCGGGGGGGAAAUGAGUACAACAUGAGUCUGUACGUACUGGGACUGAUGGAGGGAGGACCUGCCUCACGCAGCCACAAAAUACAGGUGAGUGACCAGUUGGUGGAGAUCAACGGGGACAGCACAGCAGGGAUGACCCACAGCUUGGCUGUAGAGCAGAUACGCAGGGGAGGACACCGCAUACACCUGGUGCUAAAGAAAGGCAACGGAUACGUACCAGAUUACGGCCGUGAGCGCAGAGUCCCCUCCCCCUUCCUCCCGCUGCAGCACCCCGAGGAGCAGAGUGUGGCUGCAGUAGACCUGGCCCGCCGGGCGAGCCGCAGCUACAGGUCCAAGGUGAAGAAGCGGGGGAGGUCUUCGAAAGGGAGAGAAAAGAAGAAGAAAGGAAGUAGGUCAGGGAGAGGCAGAAGCAGCAGCUCAGAGGGAGAGGAAGGAGCAGGGGAAGUUGGACACAGCCUUGAUUCAGACCCUGGUCCUGAGAGACAGGAGGAGGAGGACAGUGAGACAGGAGGCAGCGGCCUGAGAGAGAGGACUCAGGUGAGAGGGAGGGAUAGCAGGAGGAAGAACAGGAACAAGGGAGGCUCUCACAGUUUACCCAGAGAUGCCCUGAGGAAACAUAACAACGAUAACAUACACAUAGAGGCAGAGAGGGGGAAUGAGAGAGGGAGGGAGAGAGAGAGGAGGAGAGAUAGAAAAAGGAAAAGCAAGAGUGAGGAGAGGGUCAGGAAGAGGGAGAACAACGGGAAAACAGAGGAAGAGGAGGAGGUGAAGGAAAGAGAGGAGAAGAAGGAUGUGGAGGAAGAAGAGGUUGAAGAGGAGGAGGAAGAUGAAGAGGAGGAAGAAGCUUAUCUCCCCAUUACUAACAAAAGGCUGCCCAGGCCAAAGCAAGACUGGGAGGAAGAGGAUGUGGAAGAGAGGGAGAGGAAAAGGAGAGAAUGGGACAUGGAAAGAGAAAGGGAGUUGGAGAGUGAGAGAUUGAGGGACAGAGAGUGGGAGAGGGAGGAUGGGAGGUUGAGGGAGAUACAGUGGGAGAUGAAGAGGAUACAUGAUGAGGAGAGAGAAAGGUCUCAAUCCCUAAACAACCUGCUCUCCUUGGAGUCUCGCGUGGCCUCUCCACUACAGAGAGAUCCCUUCUCCUUCCUAACUCCCUCCUCUGAGCUGGAGUAUGCAGAGUCAGUAACCAGCCACUCAGAUGGCAGUGUGUAUGCUGCCAGUGUCUCUGGCCUCUCGCUGGCCCUCACAGAGGGGUCUGUUCUGGGGACCCCGGCCCUGCUGCUCCCAGGCCCCUGGCUCAAACCCAGCCAACAGAGGAUCACUGAGGUCAUACAGGAGAACAGGCUUGCAGGAGAACAGAGAAAAAGAGGGAGAGGAAGGGGAAGAGGAGUCAUGGAAGAAUCGGGAAUAUAGAUAGCAAAGCAAAAGUAUACAUGCUGUUUGAGGAAACUGUUAUUAUAUCAAGAGUUCAUGAUCAAGAAGAGUACCAAACUGUAUCCCCUCUCACAUACCGGUAUAUGCUUGCUUUUUAAAACUAUACUCAACACAGUUUGUUUUAUUGGGAUGCUUUUGAUAUGUCAUAUUAUUUAGUAAUAUUCUUUGUGCCUUUUGACAGCUGGUUUCUGACUGAUGUUACUGUUGACAAUGUUCAUUUGUAAAUAUUUUAAGAUGUUCCAGUGGAACAAAAAUCAGUUUCUCUCUUCUCCUCUGUGGAAAUCCUUUCUGUACACAGCACCUUUCUCUGCUCUCCUUCAGGAGUUGCAAUACAAUUGUCCUCCUGCAGUUUUUAGGAACUGGCAUGGUCUUUCUCUCUGUAGUGAUACAUGCCACUGUACUUAAGUAUUGGAGUUUCAGUUCCCUUCCACUGUAGAUAGAGAGACAGCAUAAUACCUCAUGAUACUGAGCAAUAAUAUGCAACAAUCCCAGGCUCCACUUUGUCCAGGGAAUGUGAAGGGAAGGGGUGGUAUUGUAUAGUACCUGCAACUCCUACUGUCCAUCCAACUGUUCUGACAUAGAUGCUGUUGUGUGUGUUCAUUUGAUUGUGAUGACUUUCAGAGGACCGUGACUUUGACAGCCAGUUUGUGCUGUGUGUGCAAUCUAUAUACUGUCUAAAUAUUUGUAUUAAAUACAUAUCUAAAUGCUAUUGUAUAUACAAUAUUUAAUGGAGCCCUGAAUAGUAUUGUUGGUUCUGUGAAAUAUAAUAAUACAUAUAAAAGAUAAAGGCUACUGAAAACAUUUUAAUCAACAUUAUAGACUUGGGAUUUCAUGUUAUUGAAAUUAAUGUUGUGAUAUUGGUUAAGUAUCAGGGUAAACCCUUCUAUCAAACAAAUCUUACCAAAGUAAUACAGCAUGCAUAAAUAUUUAAAUUGUCAAAAUGUUAUUUCCUGGAAAUAAGAACAGAGCCACUAUUUAUUCUACAGUAGUGCUGUGCCCUCUUCAAUAGUGGUGGAGAGUUGACUCCAAAAGAGUUGAUUCCUUGACCACAGAGUCAGAGUCGACUCUUAAAAUCCCAGUAGGGUCAUACCUUAUCAUGCCACUGACGCUGUGAGACAUACGAGAUGAGACAGGAUGUAUGUUACCUCCACCAACAGUGUGUGUGGUGUCUCUCUUGUCGUGAUGGUGUGUUUUGUCCUACAUUUUAUUUUAUUUUGUAUUUUUAAUCCUAGCCCCCGUCCCCGCAGGAGGCCUUUUUCCUUUUAGUAGGCCGUCAUUGUAAAUAAGAAUUUGUUCUUAACUGACUUGCCUACUUAAAUAAAGGUUAAAAAACAAUAAAAAUACUAGCUAGCUGCACAAGCAACCGUGGUUAACACUACUCCCUGGACCAGAGCUAGUGUUCACAGACAACACGGCGUCAGCACACAUAAUCUGCAGCGAGAUGCUUCAAAAAAUCAUAGAGUCGUUCAAAGAAAUGUGCCGUGGGAACUAGGCUGAUGUUGGCUACUGGUUAAGCCUAGAAUAUUUUGGUUAUUAGUGUCAAAUGGCUCCAUAUGCAUUGCUAAUCAAUCACCCAGUUCAGCGCACACACUCUGACAUUGCAGCUGUAGCUAAUUUGAGCUAAUUUUGGAAUGUUUUGUCAAAUUGAAGUCGGAGUCGAGAAAGAGCCGACUCCAACCGCUCGGAUAGCAGGAGUCGGAGUCGGAUUCAACUCCCAAAAUCCCGGAGUCGUUCACCACUACUCUUAAGUGCCACUUGCAGUUGCCUUGGUAACCAAACCCAUACUGAACCAUUAAGCUGGCUCAUACUGUGUAUGUGGCAUUUGGAUAAUGAAUGAGUAGUGAGUGUGUCGUUAUAGUCCCCUGUCAUGACUAAAAUGAUCAAAUAUCUACGUAUUUUUCUUGUCUAUUGAUCUUCAGUAAAAACAGCCAACGGCUCCUGACAUUGAGUUAUCUGAAUAAAUAAAGGACAAUAUAUUAAAUCAAUCUGUCAUUGCUUUGCCAAACAAUUGGUAACUGGUAAGCCAGUUAUGGGAGUUAGGGCCCAAAUAGGAUAUUUUUGUACAGAUGUAUUUUUUAAAUCCCCAGGUAUUGAGAUAUAUAAUCGAUAAACCAAUAUAUAUAUUAAGUUAAAGGACUGAAAAUGAAAUACAGGAAGACACAUAUUGCUUUCAAUUGACAUUCUAUUCAAGACAUUUGGAGAUGGCGCUGUCUGCAUUGAAUUAUCUGACCCACCGAAACAGUGUUGUGAGGGAAGCAACUGAGUAUGUAUAAAUUAAGAUGUCUAAUUUUAGAUACAGUUUUUACAUUCUUUUUCUCAUGCCAAUGGAAAAAAAGCAGAGGUGUCACUUCACAACUGGCACAGCACAUCUCCAGUGUAAACCAGAACAUGAAUAAAUGAUUACACAUCAGCACAUGACUACCAAACCAGUCCAGUUAAGCUCCAUUUUUUAUUGAGACUGUUGUUGUUACUGUUGUAACUUAUGUUUUUGAAUGCUUCUUCUUUUCAUUUUCAUAAAGAAGAUAAUAGCCAAUAAAUUGUUAACAAACUUAAAAUAAACUGCUAAUAAAAUAUUUAUAUUACUUUA
Salmo salar (Atlantic salmon) is the source of this 7513-nucleotide messenger RNA. Its product is annotated as membrane-associated guanylate kinase, WW and PDZ domain-containing protein 2. Gene Ontology annotation, cellular component: cytoplasm; cell-cell junction. Gene Ontology annotation, biological process: signal transduction. Gene Ontology annotation, molecular function: protein binding. NCBI's taxonomy places the organism in Eukaryota, Metazoa, Chordata, Actinopteri, Salmoniformes, Salmonidae. The record is from RefSeq and is a predicted model, not a curated record.